ACAUUUUAAACAUAGAGAAAAAAAAUCAAAAACCCUAAAAAACUAUAGAUUUUAGCUAAACAAAGCAGGCAUUGCUCUGAAAAAUCACAUCACAGAAAUGAAAAUCCGCACACUAAAGCUAAGAGAAGCCCACAAAUCCGACGGCAUUCACAAAUCCUUCUGCUCGAUCUUGUGGGAUCACCAGGCACAGCAUCUGGUAACGGCGUCAUCCUCAGACCCAACGAUCUGUAUCCACGACCCUAUUCUCCUCUCAAAUGGUCCAAGAAUUCUCCGUCACCACCGUGACGGCGUCACAGCUCUCUCUCUUAGCCCCAAUUCCACCUGCCUCGCCUCCGGCUCUAUCGAUCACUCCGUCAAGCUCUACAAGUUCCCUGGUGGUGAAUUUGAGACUAAUGUUACAAGAUUCACAUUGCCGAUACGAGUUCUUGCAUUUAAUAAGUCCGGGAGCAUGCUAGCCGCUGCUGGCGAUGAUGAAGGUAUUAAGCUUAUUAAUACAAUUGAUGGCUCGAUUGCUAGAGUAUUGAAAGGGCAUAAAGGGCCCGUUACUGGUUUAGAUUUUGAUCCUAAUGGCGAAUACUUGGCGUCGGUUGAUUCAGUUGGAACUGUUAUAUUCUGGGAACUACAGUCUGGUUCUAUGUUGAAUACGUUGAAAAAUGUUGCUCCUAACACGGGUUUGGACACUUCUGUUAUGAAUGUUGUUAGCUGGAGUCCUGACGGUGAGACUCUAGCAGUUCCUGGUUUGCGGAAUGAUGUGGUGAUGUAUGAUAGGGACUCAGCUGAAAAGCUGUUUUCUUUAAGAGGUGAUCAUGUGGAACCUAUAUGUUUCUUGAGUUGGUCACCGAAUGGUAGAUACGUUGCUAGUUCUGGUUUAGAUAAGCAGGUUCUUAUAUGGGACGUUAAGAAGAAGCAAGACAUCGACAGACAGAAGUUUGAUGAUAGAGUAUCUUGUAUGGCGUGGAAGCCAGUUGGUAAUGCGUUGGCUGUUAUUGAUAUAAAUGGAAAGUAUGGCCUGUGGGAAUCGGUUGUUCCUUCUUCAAUGAAAUCUCCAACUGAAGAUAUUCCUAAUUUGCAACUAAAGAAAAAUAACGGACUUCUUUUGUUCAAUGAGGAAGAUGACGAGCCUAGUGUAUCUGGUAGUUUAAGUGAUCUUGGUGAAGACAGCCUUGAUGAGUCAGAGUUGCAAAGUAGGAAGAGAUCACGGAAAAGCUCUGAAUUUGAUGAAGUGUCAGAUGAAGACGUCAAAGGUGAGAUGAAGUUGUUUUCAAAGACUGAACCAAGAAAAAAAGUACAUCGUGUUGGCAAGGAUAAUCUGGAUAAGGGAAAUGAGGCACUAAGAAGCACAUCAACAUCUGUUAAGUCAAAGUUGCAGGAAGCCUUUCAGCCUGGAGCGACUCCUGCACAGCCUGGGAAGAGGCGCAUUUUAUGCUACAAUAUGCUUGGAACUAUCACUACAAUGGAAUGUGAUGGGUACUCACAUAUUGAGAUUGAUUUCCACGACACUAGUAGAGGUCCGAGAGUUCCUGCUAUGACUGACCACUUUGGUUUCACAGUGGCCUCGUUAAAUGAGAAUGGCAGUGUUUUUGCAAAUCCUUGCAAAGGUGAUAAAAACAUGAGUACUCUUAUGUAUCGCCCAUUUAGUAGCUGGGCUAACAACAGUGAGUGGUCUAUGCGAUUUGAAGGGGAAGAAGUGAAGGUUGUGGCGUUGGGCAAUGCUUGGGUUGCUGCAGCAACUAGCCUCAACUUUCUGCGCAUCUAUACAGAAGGUGGUUUGCAGAAGCAUAUUCUCUCCCUUGAUGGGCCAGUGGUGACUGCAUCAGGCUUCAAAAAUCAACUUGCAGUUGUAACUCAUGUUUCUGACUGCCUUCCCUCAAAUGAUCAGAUGCUGGAGUUCAGAGUAUUUGAUAUAAAUAAUGGGACUCAGCCAUUUCAAGGACGUCUUCCAUUAAGUCCAGAUUCACAUCUAACUUGGUUUGGGUUUAGUGAAGAAGGUCGAUUGAGUUCCUAUGAUUCUAAGGGUGUCUUGAGAGUUUUCACAAGUCAAUUUGGUGGAAGUUGGCUUCCACUCUUCAGUGCUGCUAAAGAGAAAAAGAUUAAUGAAAGCUAUUGGGUGGUUGGACUAAAUGCAAGCAAAUUAUUUUGUAUUGUUUGUAAGAGUCCAGAGAAAUUCCCACAGGUGAUUCCCAAGCCAGUCCUCACUCUCCUGAAUCUAUCAUAUCCUCUUGGUUCUUCUGAUUUGGGAGCGGAUGCCCUGGAAAAUGAGUUUAUCCUCAAUAACAUGCGGCUCUUUCAGGUUCAGAAACAAAUGGAAGAGAUGACAACUGCUGGUUUGGACACCAAUGCAAUUGAUGAUGAGGUUUUCGAUACCGAGACAGCUCAGGAUAGAUGCAUCCUGAGACUGAUCGCAUCAUGCUGCAAUGGUGACAAGCUUGUGAGAGCAACAGAGCUUGUGAAGCUUUUAUCACUGGAAAAAUCGGUGAAAGGAGCUAUAAAGCUUGUUACUGCAAUGAAACUUCCAAAUUUGGCAGAUCGUUUCAACAAUAUAUUAGAGGAAAGAUUAUUAAAGGAGUCCCUAGCAAACUCAAACAGUGUUAUAGGUAGCAAGAGCAUGGCUUCAUCAGAAAAAAGUAAAACUCCAGAAGCUAUUGCUGUGCAACCAUCACCAAAAUUAUCGGCACCUCUAUUUACUAAGAAAGUGAAUAAACUUGAAAAAGAAAAAGCUGAUGAAAAGAGAGCUGCAAAUGGAGAAACUGAUGGAAAUUUAGCAAAGAACAUAGGACAGGUAAAGAUUGGAGGAGGAGAAAUGUCAAAAGCACAAUCUCAACGACCCUCAAAUCCGUUUUCGAAGUCAUCAACCAAUCAUGACACUGUAAAGAAAGAAGACGUAAAACCUCAGCGCCCUUCUAAUCCAUUCAAGAAGUUGCCAAAUUAAAUUUUUGGUUUUAUUUAUCCGAUGCUGGGAGAAUGCAUAGUAAAGAUUUUGUUUCUAUGUAUUAAGUGUAUAUUGAAAGUUCAUUACUGAUUUGUCCUAGUGGCUCUCAUCCUGCUUUUUGUAAUCAAAAUUUACAUGAAGCAAUUACUCUUGGAGGGAUGAA
This is a messenger RNA of Mercurialis annua (annual mercury), 3092 nucleotides long. RefSeq names its product protein ENHANCER OF LHP1 1. Gene Ontology annotation, molecular function: protein binding; chromatin binding. Gene Ontology annotation, cellular component: nuclear replication fork. Gene Ontology annotation, biological process: DNA repair; mitotic cell cycle; DNA-templated DNA replication. Bases 98 to 2929 code for a protein of 943 amino acids. Lineage: Eukaryota; Viridiplantae; Streptophyta; Magnoliopsida; Malpighiales; Euphorbiaceae. The record is from RefSeq and is a predicted model, not a curated record. The transcript is spliced from 12 exons.